AUGGCUUUGGAAAUAGACGAGGUAGAAGAGACAGCAGCAUUGUGCCGCGAGAUUAACCCCAAGGUUUUGAUCAAGGUGGCUGCAUUUGAUGUCACAAACUACCAACAGGUUGAAGGUUUCGUCAAAGAAGCCGAUGCUGAGUUCCAUGGUCUUCACGUUCUUCUGAUGAAUGCGGGACGGCCUCCCCAGUGGCUCCUAACAGCAGAGAGCGACCCUGCGAUCUGGUGGAAUACUGUAGCAGUAUCGCUUCAAGGGGGGUUCAACUUCAUUCGCACUGUACUGCCCAUCAUGCAACAUCAAGGAGACGUACGCAUCAUUUUCACUUCCAGUUCUGGCGCACACACGAACUUUGGCAUGAGCAGCUACGUGCUCGGCAAGCUCAGGCUUGUCCGCCUUUCCGAGAUCAUACAUCACGAAAACUUCAAAGACUAUAUUGUUAAAUGCUUCUCCUUUAAUCCUGGCGUUAUACGGACAAGGUUCUUCACUGAUUUUCGGGACCAUUUUGAGGGCAAGCACAGAAAUGACGGCUACUUGUCGCAUGAUGCUGAGAACGAAGACAAGUCUGCCGAGACGGCUGUCAAAAUCUUAGAGAGUGUUACCCCUCAUACUCCAGAGCUUGCAGCAGGACUCGUAACUGUGAUUGCAAGUAGGAAGCUAGACUUGAUGUCUGGACGGUACCUUGAUGCUACCAGGCACGUUGAAGAUUAUCAGAGGGAGGAGGAGACUAUCCGCAACAAUGACCUCCAUCGAGUCCGUCUUAAUGCUGGAUCGGGUCUAUUCCUCCCAAAUCUAGACUUUUGA
This is a messenger RNA of Fusarium fujikuroi IMI 58289, 801 nucleotides long. RefSeq lists its product as uncharacterized. The coding region runs from base 1 to 801 and encodes 266 amino acids. NCBI's taxonomy places the organism in Eukaryota, Fungi, Ascomycota, Sordariomycetes, Hypocreales, Nectriaceae. The record is from RefSeq and is a predicted model, not a curated record. The transcript has a single exon.